Electrophorus electricus (electric eel) is the source of this 3581-nucleotide messenger RNA. It is a transcript of the gene ddhd1b, whose product is annotated as DDHD domain containing 1b. Lineage: Eukaryota; Metazoa; Chordata; Actinopteri; Gymnotiformes; Gymnotidae. The record is from RefSeq and is a predicted model, not a curated record. Gene Ontology annotation, molecular function: metal ion binding; glycerophospholipase activity. Gene Ontology annotation, cellular component: cytoplasm.
AGCACAAUUCCUCUGCUAAAGAAGACUGCUGCUUCAAUCAAUGCGACAGAAAGGACAUACUCAAGACGUAAGCGACAGCAUAUGAACAGCUUACAAACAAUUUGCAGAGUGCGAUUCUAAAAUAGUUAUUUAGCUAAUGUACUAUAUAAUUGUAGUGCUGCUAUUUAAAUGCGCUUUGUACAGAUGGUGGUAAUUACAGUUGACACAUUGGAGUGUGCUUUUGAAGCCAUUAGACUCGUUACCACAGUAAGCUGACAGGCGUUAAAAUUUGCAAUUUUUUACGCACCAGUAAUGAGCAGUUUUAAAGAAGACUCAUCUCGGAACUCUCCAUCACAGAGUAAGGAGAGUAAUGUCAGUCACUGCGACUGGAGUAUAACAAAUGAUGCAUUUGCGUCCUGUUACAAUGAACCUAGGCGCGAGGACAUACAGGGGGGGAUGGAUUCGGUGCAGUCAGGCUUGGAUAGACAUUUGCCACUGCUUCAUGGCCGAACUGGGCUAUCCCAGGACAGCAUGCUGUUAGGCCUUGUGGAAGAUGCUUACUCAGACUACCAUGGGUGUCUCGGAUCUGACCCAGGAUCAGACUAUCUUGACAUCACUACCGAGCCAAACUACAGUGAAAGUGACCAUAAUGUCACAACAAAGAAGCGCAACCGCUCCAGCAGCUCCAGGCACCGCGGUGAAGCUGUGACAGAGCUUGGACCAGAGGAGGUGCGAUGGUUCUAUAAAGAGGACAAAAGAACCUGGAAACCCUUUGUUGGACACGAUUCUCUGAACAUUGAGCUGUCUUACCGAAAAUUUUGCGACCUUAAUCUAAAUAAGGUCAACUGCCAGGAUCCCAGCAAGUCAGAGGUGGUAUGUGAUUUGGCAUCGGAGUGUAAGGCAUCAGGACAGAGAGAAUCAGAGGCGCUAAGCAUUCAGAAGGUGCCAGCAGUUACAGCAAGCGAGGAGGCAGCAUGCCGAGCAUGCGAGAGGGACCUGGAUUCAAUAAGCAUCAGCGUGGAGGCGGUGUGUGUCCGAGGUGGAUUGUAUGAGGUGGAUGUCAAAGAAAAGGAGUGUUAUCCAGUGUACUGGAACCAGCAGGAUGGGAUACCAGUGAUGAGAGGGCAGUGGUUUACUGAUGGUACUUGGUUGCCUCUGGAAGAGGAGGACAGUGACCUCAUUGAACUAGAGCACUUGGCUUGUUUCCGGGGCCACCAGAUUGAAGAUUCUUUUGAAACUGAAGCAGCAAUACCUGCAGUAGAAAGUAAGGAUGUCAUUCACAGCCUGAAGCUAAGUCGCAGUCACGUUGAUUGGCACAGCGUAGAUGAGGUCUACCUGUACAGUGAUGCCACCACCUCCAAGAUUGCCCGCACUGUCACACAGAAACUUGGGUUUUCCAAAGCAUCCAGCAGUGGAACCCGCCUUCAUCGGGGCUAUGUAGAGGAGGCAGCGCCAGAAGACACGCCCCCUGCGGCUACCCACAUUGUAUUUGUAGUGCAUGGCAUUGGACAGAAGAUGGACCAGGGGCGUAUUAUCAGAAAUACAAGCAUGAUGCGUGAUGCUGCCAGAAAGAUGGAGGAAAAACAUUUCUGUGACAGAUCUUUGGAACAUGUGGAGUUUCUUCCAGUGGAGUGGAGAUCUAAACUCAGUCUGGAUGGAGAUACUGUGGACUCUAUUACACCGGAUAAGGUGCGGGGCCUCAGGGACAUGCUAAACAGCAGUGCCAUGGACAUCAUGUACUACACCAGCCCACUGUACCGGGACGAGAUUACCAAAGGUCUGACCAAGGAGCUUAAUCGGCUCUAUACGCUAUUCUGUUCAAGAAAUCCCGCAUUUGAAGAGAAUGGUAAAGUGUCCAUUGUUGCCCACUCACUGGGCUGUGUUAUCACCUUUGACAUCAUGACUGGUUGGGACCCUGUGCACUUUCAUUAUCAUGAAGCGCCUGAUGCCAUGGAAACAGACUUGCACCGGUGGGGAUAUGAGGAACCGCGACUGCUGGAGGAACUCCAUCAUACCCGCAUGAGGUUGAGCAGUUUGGAGGAUCAGCUUCAAGGCCUGAAGUCUUCAACCUCUAGUUCGUUUCCAGCUUUGAAAUUCAAGGUGGAGAACUUCUUCUGUAUGGGCUCUCCUCUGGCUGUGUUCUUGGCUCUGCGUGGUGUACGGCCUGGUACCAUGGGGACCCAAGACCACAUCCUUCCCCGUUCCAUCUGCCAGCAACUUUUCAAUAUCUUCCACCCUACAGAUCCUGUGGCCUACAGGCUUGAACCUCUUAUCCUAAAGCAUUAUAGUAACAUUGCACCUGUUCAGAUACACUGGUACAACACCAGCAAUCCAACUCCAUAUGAUCAAAUUCCACCCACACUGCUCAACCCGCUAAAGGAAAGUGCAUCGGUGUCGGACAGCGAGAGCCUCCCAAGUCCCUGCACCUCCCCCCCUCAACCCCGCCGGCACUAUGGCGAAUCCAUCACCAGCCUUGGCAAGGCAAGCAUAAUGGGAGCAGCAAGCAUCGGUAAAGGCAUUGGUGGAAUACUCUUUUCCCGCUUUGCUCGUUCAAGUGGGCAGGUUGCUGGAUUAGAGGAGGAGCCCUCAGACUCUGAGGGUGGGGCAUGUGAAACAGAAAGCGGGGCUAUAGGAGAGGAUGGAGGAGCUGCUGAAGCAGAGGAAAAGACAGAGGAGAAACAAGAGGAAAGGAGGGAGGGAGAAGCCAGCAUGUCGCAAUCAACCUCUGCCAUUAUGGACAGCUCCACCUCAGGGCUGCAUCAGCGAAUUGACUUUGAGCUGAGGGAGGGCCUCGUGGAGAGCCGUUAUUGGUCGGCUGUGACUUCGCACACUGCCUACUGGUGCUCCCCCGAUGUUGCUCUCUUCCUGCUGACAUUUAUGUACGGGCCUAGCAGCACAAAAGAGAGCACAGAGGACAACCCAGAAACAUAACACAACACACACACACACACACACACACACACACACCAAUGGGUGCUACACGUGAAUAUAUACACACACCCAACAUGCACCUGAAGUGGCUAUAUAAUUGUCUUAAUAGACCCAAGUCACUGUGCCACAGAGAACCUUUCCUUUGCCUUGACAUUUGGCAAACACUUUGAACAGUCUCUGUCCCUGGCCACUGAAUUUCAUUAUCUGGCCAGUAAUUCUAAUAGUGAGUGUUCUUCCAAAAAGCAAUGAACAAAUUACAGUGAAGAACACACUAAUUGCAGCCAAUUUAUGAUGGUCAUUUGUACUGUGUUUCCUAACAUUUCCGUUUAUCAUUGCGGCUGCGUAACGUUUGCAUCCUGCCAAAACUAGAUUGGAUCUUCACUCUGACCCCAACCAAUAGCUCUACAUUUUGGCCAUAUUUACAUAAAAUACUUUUAAAGCUUUUUCAUAGGUCCUUCCAUGUUUACACGUGUCUCAGCAAAACAAACAAACAAACAAACAAAGUUAAAACCUGACCGCUUUCAUUUUUAACUAACUGGAAUGCAAGGGUCCAAAAAUUGCUAAAUAAUGAGCUUUGAGUUCCUGUAUCUCAUGUGCUAAAGCUCCGUUGUAUUUGGACGCUGACACAGAGUAAUCAUGUAAACUAUUUGGAAAAUGAAUCUCUAACAAAA